AGCGACAUCGACAAUAGCUUCCAAAGUCGUCGACAACGAGGGGAUCUACCUUCCAACAAACCUAUCGAACGGAGAGAGAAAGGUGCCAUCAAGAUGGCUUCCUCUUCAAAUCCCUACGAGCAUUACAACUCCCCAGAAGUCGAAGACGAAGAUGACCUGAUCGAUCCAGAUGAUGCAAACCUCGACGACCUCGAUGACCCCCUCCAAUCCUCCUCCCGCGCUCCCCUAACCGGCAACAUAACAACAAACUCCUCCCGCCCGCUCAACGAAAAUUACCUGACCUCCCGCAUCCCCGGCGAAGACCGCCGCGCGCCCACCAACACGAUCGACGAAUCGGUCUGGGACACGCUCCGUCGCGAUCUGUUAGCUGUCUGGUCCAAGAUGCGCGAGGUGCUGUACCCGAAAUACCUGUUCGGCGGCUCCAUGCUCGAGAACACGACGUCCUUCCGGGGCGCCUACGAGAACAUCCGCGGCGCAGGCAUUUCUGGGGCGCGAGACGAGCUGGUGGGUCUUGCGGGCAGGGCGCUGGAUCCGGAGGCGUUGCUGGCGCAGGGGAAUAUGAGUGAGGGACUACGGGAUUGGGAUCUUUGGGGCCCGUUGGUGUUUUGUUUGUUGUUGAGUUUGUUUUUGAGUUUUAGUGCGGAUCGGGAGCAGAAGAGUUUGGUGUUUAGUGGAGUUUUUGCGAUGGUCUGGAUUGGGGAGGCGGUGGUUACGAUGCAGAUUAAGUUGUUGGGUGGGAAUAUAUCUUUUGCUCAGAGCGUGUGCAUUAUUGGGUAUACGCUAUUUCCGCUGGUUAUUGCGUCCCUGCUCUCGGUUUUCCAUCUCCCGACUGUGGCGAGAGUACCGGUCUACCUAUUCUUGAUCUUAUGGUCACUAGCAGCGGGAGUUAGUAUUCUAGGCGGCAGCGGAGUCGUCAAGAAUAGAGUGGGUAUCGCAGUAUACCCGCUCUUCGUCUUCUAUCUAGGAUUGGGGUGUUUAUGCUUUAUCAGCUGAGGGCAGAUGGCUCAGGAAAUUGCGUUGCGAAGAAAUACUAGCAUGGGUUUGGGUGCUUCGGUGCGUAUCAUGUUGUAUGAUUAGAGGGAAUUCUAGCUUUGAUGAUGAGCAGCGAAUGAGAUACCAUUUCCUUCUACUUCGUCAAGUUACAAUCUCAUUUUAAUGACAAGGGCGCGAAAUAGGUUCUUCCCAGGUCGCAAGAACAUGGAUGAAUAGGAACAGGAAAUAAUGAAGAUGUGGGUCACUGGGUUUCGGUUUGUACCUGCGAGCUUUGGAAAAGGCAGGAAUGUCAAGAGGGACGGGAGCAGUUGCCGAGAAAAGGUCUUUCGUCUGUCUCUAUUUUGCGAAAGAGCAUCUGACCGAAUUCGAGCCAGUGGUGCGAAAUCUGUUUCCUUUUCAGCAUGCUUCGCCUCAUUACAAACUUUCUGCCCUCCACGACACUCUACUUUUUUUUACCUGGGCGUCUGCUUCAUCAUAUGUCGCA
Mollisia scopiformis is the source of this 1477-nucleotide messenger RNA. Its product is annotated as Yip1-domain-containing protein. The coding region runs from base 94 to 993 and encodes 299 amino acids. The record is from RefSeq and is a predicted model, not a curated record. Gene Ontology annotation, cellular component: membrane; trans-Golgi network. Lineage: Eukaryota; Fungi; Ascomycota; Leotiomycetes; Helotiales; Mollisiaceae. The transcript has 3 exons. Gene Ontology annotation, biological process: endoplasmic reticulum to Golgi vesicle-mediated transport.